Culex pipiens pallens (northern house mosquito) is the source of this 1182-nucleotide messenger RNA. RefSeq lists its product as uncharacterized. NCBI's taxonomy places the organism in Eukaryota, Metazoa, Arthropoda, Insecta, Diptera, Culicidae. The record is from RefSeq and is a predicted model, not a curated record. The coding region runs from base 94 to 516 and encodes 140 amino acids. The transcript is spliced from 2 exons.
AACGGGUUUUCGUUCGGAAUUUUGCUAUAUUUGCUACUUUUAUUCGUUUAUCUUAACAGUCACCACCCCGAAAGAUUGUCGCGGCCUGCGGUGAUGAGCCUGAUAGCACUGAUAGGCUCGAGGGUCAAAUCGGCCAGUCCAUCCAAGACCAGCAACGGAACCUUCGAUUCGAACCUACGGCUGGACAACUCGCUGCAAUCGGAAAUGUCCACUGGUCCACGAGCUGAAGAUGAGGACACAAAGUCGGACCAGGAACGGAAGAAGUCGGCCAGCGACAAUCGGAUUUUGACGAAUCUGGACCAGGUGAACUCGGAUAACAUCGGCGCCUUACAAAAGCAUCCGCGGAAGCCGAUCUUUCUGCUGCGAAAUGGACCAAGCAUUGACCAAGGCGCGUUAUGGAAAACGGUGAAUUUGAAGCAGGCCUCUCUUGUCACCGUCAGCCAGUCCGAGUGGCAGUCAAGUUGGGAUCCUAUUAUCGAUGGUGGCUUUGAUAAAGCUGUGUUUUGUAUAAUAUAAUUUAAAAAAAAACAAGGCAAAUAAAAUUAAUGCUAUGUGCCCAAAAGUUGACCUUUUUUACCAAAAAAAAAAAUUAAAAUUAAUAAAACAUUCGGAAAAGUAGUAUUCCUGAAGAACCGCAUUUCGGUCUUGGAGAUGCGACGUGACCUGCGAACCUAUACCAAUGUAGCGAGACCGACCCAACCAAAGGUCUUCCAACAAACCAUCGUACCGAAAAACCAACGCCGACCACGACGUCGAACCCGGAGUUCCGCUGCAAGUCCUAUCUAACCUACAAGGCAUCCUAACGCGAGCGAGCGAAAGGUGAGGGAAAAAAUCUGUAUCUCAACUUCCUCCGGCCACAGCUCUAAACUCUCAAAAGUGCCGCCAACGUCACCAGACACUGCUGCACGACGAAUCGAAACAAAGAUCCGUACGGAAAUCAGUCAACCCGCAGACCGUUGCACCAUCUGGCAACCAGCCGCCAGUUUCCCAACCCGCUGGCCAAGAACCACAACAGUCUACUUCGGCAAUGUGUAACUACACCCAGACGGUGAAACCCGUCAUGCUGCUGGCGGCGUUUGUCCACCUGCUAUACGACAAGGACAGACCUGUGCCAUGCCGGCUUCGGCUGGACAAUGCAGGUUAACUUUAUUACUAAACAGAUUACAAAACGGCUGAAUACAA